This is a messenger RNA of Suillus fuscotomentosus, 1272 nucleotides long. RefSeq lists its product as uncharacterized. The transcript is spliced from 4 exons. The record is from RefSeq and is a predicted model, not a curated record. Bases 1 to 1272 code for a protein of 423 amino acids. NCBI's taxonomy places the organism in Eukaryota, Fungi, Basidiomycota, Agaricomycetes, Boletales, Suillaceae.
AUGUCUCCCAACCCAUCCCAGAAUUCUCCUUGGCCAGCUCAGACAGCUCCACCAUCGUCAUCAUAUUCGUCAUCGAAGCGAAAUAGACCUGACAUAGGAUCUUCUUGGUCUUCAUCACUGGGAAGGAGACAAGGAACUAUCAUCUCGAAUGAGAGUGCGCUCGCGGAUGCCGAGACACAAUGUGAAAUAUACGCUGAUAAUAGUCAGGUGACUUGCUAUCCAAACGCAGGUAAUCUUGUGAUUCAGCACCAGUGGGCACCCGUUGUCUGGAACAGUAGACGGCCGCAAAUUUCGCAGUUCAAUAUUGUCCAGCUAUACUUGUUUGAUGCCGAUACGAACUCCCCCAUUCUCAAUUUCACACAACAAAAUCCGACCACUAGUGCAGGCGAAAUGAAUGCAGAAGUGAAUGAUACUUGGUUCGGAAGCAAAGGCACUUCAUGGACGCCAGGGCAGAAUUUCUCAUACCCAUUUUAUUGGGUAGUGACCAAUCAGAAUGGUCUGGACAAUGGCACUUACACCACAAAUCCAACGUUCCUGGCUAUUCAAACUACAUAUGCAGAUGCUGUUGUUUCGUCUAUGCAAUCGUCGUCAUCUGCUGCCGCCGCGUCGUCAUCUGCCGCCGCCGCAUCGUCAUCUGCGGCUGCUCUGUCAUCAGCGUCUUUAUCACAUGCAUCUGGGACAUCGUCGCUUCCAUCGGGAAAUGUUCAGUCAAACAACUCAAGUCCACCUUUUCCUCAUUGGGCAAUAGCAGUCAUCGUGGUACUCGGAUUUCUCGCCAUCGUAGCUGGCGGUGUCUUGAUUUGGUUAAUCGUGCGCCGUCUACGAAGACGUGGACAGCUCUCGAAUCGAGGGUCCAUAGGUUCCUCGUCUCCGAUGAUGGCCAAUGCCCAGAACUCCAACUCUCCUCAACUACCGUUGUUGGGGGCUGGGAUAGCAGGUGCGGUGGCUGGCCGGACAUCAUCAGAACAGCAUCGGCCUGCAUCGAUCGUAUCUCCGGAUGGUGCAUCCGAUAUCUCACGGGCCCACUCUGCAGGCGACACCGGUCCAUUUUCAGGAGCCGAUGCAGCCAUCAUGGCGGAUGCAUUUAGGAAAGCAUUGCGCAAACCUGAUUUUGCAGGGCCCACUGUUGAGGAGGCCGAGGACCACAGAGAUGAUGCGAUCAUGAGUCGUGAAUUAGCAGAAGAAGGACGAGACAUACGAAGUGUCAGUUCAUCACGGGGAGUUAAAGUGGAAACUCUAAGUGAGACUGGUGAUACAGUGCAAGAUCACUAG